Molecule: messenger RNA, 1541 nt
Organism: Coprinopsis cinerea okayama7#130
Lineage: Eukaryota; Fungi; Basidiomycota; Agaricomycetes; Agaricales; Psathyrellaceae
Product: metacaspase
Exons: 21
Coding region: 32-1399 (455 amino acids)
Biological process (GO): proteolysis
Molecular function (GO): cysteine-type endopeptidase activity
Source: RefSeq, a predicted model, not a curated record
CCACAACCUCAACUAAUCUCUCUAAAUCAGAAUGUGGAACAACGACAACCACCAAGGCCACGAUGCACCCCCAGCCUUUCCAUCGUUCCCGAGCCCCGGUGGCUUCGCGCCUCCUCCAGGGCCCCUGCCUGCUCCAGGGUACAACCCAGGUUACGCUCCGGCAUACGGUCCUCCCAGCGGGUACCAGGGCCCACCACCUCCAGCUGGAUUCGCACCGCCCCCUGGACCUCCGCCCGCUGGGUACGGCUUCCCACAAGGCCCCCCGCAAGGCGGAUACACUCCGCCUCCAGGUCCUCCUCCCCAGCCAGCAACUCGCGGCUUCCCAGGCGCUCAAUGGAGACAGAACAACCAACCGCCUCCACCUCCCCCGUCUCACCAAGCCGGUUAUCAACCUAGCUAUGCUGCCCCGCACAUGCCACCCAGCCAAGUCCAACAUUACGGACCUCACUCGCAGACACCCGGAGGCAGAGAUGUGCAACCCUACUUCCAAUACUCGCAGUGUACUGGAAAGAAGAAGGCUUUGCUGAUCGGAAUCAACUACAUCGGCCAAAGUGGUGAACUUCGGGGGUGCAUCAACGAUGUUAAGAAUAUCAAGCGCUUCCUUACUGACCAGUGGGGUUACAAGGAGGGCGACAUCGUUACUUUAACCGAUGACGAGUCAAACCCCCGUAUGAGGCCCACCGCUUCCAACAUACGUCAAGCGAUGAAAUGGCUGGUCGCAGGAGCUCAACCAAACGAUGCCCUCUUCUUCCACUUCUCUGGACACGGAGGUCAAACCAAGGAUAGAGAUGGAGAUGAAGCUGAUGGCUAUGACGAAGUUAUCUACCCCGUCGACUUCGAAUCCAAUGGACAUAUCGUCGACGAUGAGAUCCACGACAUCAUGGUUAAGCCCCUGCCUGCAGGUUGCCGGUUGACCGCCAUCUUCGACUCUUGUCACUCUGGUUCAGCCCUUGAUCUUCCUUACAUCUAUUCGACCGAAGGUAAAAUCAAGGAACCCAACCUUGCUGCUGAAGCAGGCCAAGGCCUCCUAUCCGCUGUGACCUCCUAUGCUCGUGGUGACAUGGGUGGCGUCUUCAAAUCCGCGAUGGGCUUGGUUAAGACUGCUACCGGAAGCUCCCAGAAGGCGGACAAAAUUGCCAAAGCAACUCGCACCAGUCCUGCAGACGUCAUCUCGUUUAGCGGCUGCAAGGAUUCACAGACUAGUGCUGAUACCCAAGAAGCAGGCCAGGCCACUGGUGCAAUGAGCUACGCCUUCAUUUCUGCUCUGACUGCCAAACACCAACAGAGUUACCAAGAGCUUCUGGUCAAUGUACGAGAAAUUCUUCGUUCAAAGUACAGUCAGAAGCCUCAGCUCUCCAGCUCGCAUCCGAUGGAUACGUCCAUUCUAUUCAUCUGCUAGAAAAGGCCACUGUAUCCCUUUCUCUUUGUUGCUUGUUGUCGAUAUCGCUCUCGGACCUUCCUCUGCAGAAUGAAUAAUCCUGUAUAUAUCCGCUAUGUAGAUAACUCGAAUCUAUUGACCUAACCGUCUUGAGAAAAUGAAA